AUGGAGACAAAAAGGGUUGAAAAUUCUAUGCUUUACUUGGUCAAGGCUAAGUAUUCACCAUACUUGCGGAAAGUUCUUACGGACAAUACGGAUAGUAAGCAAUCAUGGGAUAAUUUAGAAUUGGGUCCUGGUGCUUUAACAUCAUCCGAAUGUUUCAAAGAUCAACCAUUUAUCCGAAUAGUUUACUCUUUGAAGGACAAAUUUAUGGCUAGCCUACGAAAAUUAUUACGAACAUUACGGAACAAAAACAGGCAAAAUGUAUGCCGGGACCUGUUAGCACCAGAUAUUUCAUUAGCAUUGUUCACCAUUCAACAUGCAGAUUAG
Molecule: messenger RNA, 324 nt
Organism: Cetraspora pellucida
Lineage: Eukaryota; Fungi; Glomeromycota; Glomeromycetes; Diversisporales; Gigasporaceae
Source: the annotation of a GenBank genome assembly